AAUACGGGAAGCAAAAGAAAAAAGCAAACAUUUAGCAAAAUAUGUAGGUGUUCCAAGGGGUUUUGGCAGAUAUUGUGUUUUUAUCCGAACCAUACCAGGGGUGUUAUAAAGAAUGCCCCCAUUAAUCAACGUGUCAAACGUAUUAGUCGUUUUUCGGAGAAAGCAAAUUUGUUUUAGUAAAAUUUCAUCUACAAAAGGCAAGAGAACAUAUUCAACUCAAAUAGCUUCAUCAGAUAGAUAAUUAUUUUUAGAUCUUACUCAUUAAAAAUUGCAUUUUCAAGACACACACUCAAAUAGGACCCGCCCCCUUUAGGGAUUGUAAAUAGGACUGCUUUCUCUACGAAAUAAAGGUAUGCAAUGCCCCUAAGCUAUGCAAUGCACGAGCGAUGUAAUGAACAACAAUGCAAAAGUAUUGUCAUUACCAGGAAAUCUGAAACCCUAAACGUUAAAGCGAUUGGCUACAAGAGAUUUCUCGAAAGAAGGUGACAAAUCCUCCAAGUGUAUCGGUUGUGCGCCCAGCACCCCCUGGACCGGUACUAAUCCACACAACUUUACCACAUCUAGCAUUCCCCCGGAAAGCCGGGACGCGUGAGUUAUUAGAACCUUGUAAAUACAUUCAAACAUAAACUGACAUCCAAAGAGUCAUAAAGAAUGUAGCGAGCGUCAAGAGACCAAAAAGAUGGCUAAAGAGAGAGACAAUGAAAGGUUCCCUGAAGAGAGGGACACUGGAUGUGCCAGGGCCAACAAAAGUUCCGAGGAUGAUGCAAGCAAUAAGGAAACUUGUACUAAGAUACAAAGUAAACGCACAAGAGGUAAAAAGUCGAUAAAACCAAGUACAAAUGCAGCGAGAGAGCGUUCCAGGGUACAAAACUUAAAACAAGCAUUUUUAGAACUGCAAAGAGCUCUGCCUAACGUCCCGUCUGGGACCAAGCUUUCAAAACUGGACAUUUUGCUAUUAGCAACAAAUUACAUAUCCCAUCUGAUGAGCAAGCUAUCGAAUGGUCAUUUAAAGGAACAUCUAAGUAGGCUAAAGGAUACAGGGACACUGCAUCCGAUAAAGAAAUGGCCAAUGCGCUCAAGACUGUACGUGUCAGAUCCAAUGUGGCUGUACCGAUCUUCACGACAAAGUGUGAUACUCGCACAGAGCGAAGAUACGCCGUCACCCACAAGCCCAAGCAUGUCGUAUGGGGAGAGUUCUCCAAGCUUAGACGCGGUUGAUCUUCCGUCACCUUCAGAGUCACAAACAGAGGAAAUUGACAGCUUUUCAUCCACCUAUCGAUAUUCAUGCAGGGAAAACCAGUGCUACUACCCAACAAUUCAAGAAGUUGAGUAUAAUUACCCUCAUCGUCGGACUGAGAACUCUUUUAUGACGUCAUCAGAAGAACAUGGUCUCGAGGCUAGUGCCUGCUUGUAUCAAAAAGCUAUUCCAAAUCUUCGACUUCAUCAAGGAAAAUUAUGAUAGUUAGAAACAUUAUGUUGUUAAUUGUUAAAACAAUUUUUAGGAAAUUCAUAAUUUAUAGAAGUAUUGAUGAAUUAAUAAAAUAUCGUGUAAUGAACGUUAGAGAACUUGUCGAAAUAAUUACAUCCCUUUUGGACUGCAAAAAUAAAAUGAAUAGCAUUGAAACGCUCAUCUUAUUGCAACAUUCAUUAUUUGAAUAGUGUGGUGGUAGUUAGCAAGAGAAAGGUUAGUGAUAAAAAUAGAAGUGUGGAAUAUCAUUUCAUUUCUACUUAUAAAAUGAAAUUUGAAGUUUUGAAUAUAUAUUUAAAGAAAACAAUUAAACAGACUCUCCCCUAUUGGUUGCAAUGAUUCGUGAAAUUUGUGUGUAAAAUUUUUUUUUAAAAACAAGAUAUAAUGACACAAAGUGCAUUUGGGUUCAAAACCCAUUUUGAUUAAACUCAGUUUGGGGAUCAAGGCUUCAUUUAGGACUUUAGAAUAGCAGUUGAUGUAUGUAAAAUAUAAGUUAUUUGAUACCUUUUUAAACCAGCUUAUGCAUUGUAAAGCUAAAAGAUGGACACAAUGUAGUCUGGAGUAACUGCCAGUCCGCUGAAAAACGAGCUGUUACUUCUCAAAAAUGUCAUAUCCCUGCGCAAAUAAGCAGUACACAUUUGUCCAUGGAACUACGUACCAUUCUAAUGGCUCUUAAAAAAGCUCCAACAAUAGGGGUAGUGAAUACACUUAUUAAUUUUGUGAGAUUUAUGUUGACAGCAUGUCUUGAAAAAUUUCAUAUAAGAAAUUGACUUAAACUUGACUGUUCUCCUCCUGGGUAAGGAAAACUUUGUAAAAAUGAGAAUGAAAAAUAAUAAAACUUUCACAGCAAAAACAUUUCUUUUACUAGUCCAAUUACUCUGAAAGAAAUUACUCUCAGUACUGUAGCUACUCUUUGUAAAGCUGUCUGUCUUCCUAGAAUUCAAAUUUAAUUCCUUUUCUCUAUGAUCUGUAAAUAAGAACUGUGAUCUAUUAUCCACAAAAUCUACAAAAAGCUGUUUGAUAUACUAAGUAAAGCUUGAUCACUAAGAAAAAGUGCCUCGAGGCCAUAGGAUACUACAGCUGUUUGAUAUCUGACUUCCUAGAUAAACUUUUUAAAUAUUUGAUAUUUGUAAAUGCUAAUAAAGAAUUACAGAAAAAUGAUAAAACCAAAACCAUAUUACUUGCAAAUCUUUACUUUCACUAGGCUUUCUUUCAAAAAUUAGAAGUAAACUUGUGGAUAUAUUUUUAAAUUUCAAUUCAGGAUUCCUUUUUUCAUAAUGAAUGUCUUAACAUAAGGUUUUAUUAAAAAUUACAUUGCCCCAAAACAAGAGUCUUGUGUGAAUCCUCAAGAUGUUGUUGGUUUAUUGUAAAAAUAAAAAAUAAAAGACUAUUUAAGAAAUAGAAGUUUUAAGUUGUUUUGUAAAGUGUUUUGUUUGAAGGAUUCUUCCACAAGGAAAAAUAGUUGCAUUAUUCUUGCAAUGUUGGGUAACAAGAAUGGAUAAAUUUAUCAAAAAUUUUGGACAAUAAUCUUGGAAUGAUUUCUGCUUCAUUAUAACAUGUUGACUGUCUUUGUUUCAAAUCAUCAAAAAUAUAUAUUUUAUCAAAUUUUUUGAAAUUCACUUUCAACAUAAUUUAGCUAAAUAACUCAUUUCAGUGCAAAAGAGGAAGGCAGCUAAAAAUUCUCAAGGAUUUACAGACAAGUGCUCAAAAACCUUAGUUUUUACUAUUUACUAGCAGUUUUGGAAUCGAUCUACAUAUAAACGGAAAAGCCGCCAUUGUGUAGACAGAAGGAGUUCGUUUUCUCUCUUGGCCUCCAGUGGUAAUUUUUCUAUAGGCAUGCAGCACUGAUUGGUCAACUAUACCGGUCUUGUGCUUGCGUUUUUCUGAUUGGCCUAUUUCGAUUCACAACUGGCCAGAGUGCAAAGUAUUUUUUGUGCGCGGGGAAUUAUUUUCUGUCGCUUACGCUUGCGCGGGAACAAAUCAUGUUGCAAAAUGACAGGUUAAAAGCUGCGGGAUUUCAUUUUUAAAUAGCACUUUUACGGCUCGACAUUAGGCUAUGCGCGGAAUUCACACGAAAGUCCAUAUUCCAACUGCUCGGAUUAAUCUAAAUUUGCAAAAAUGCGCGGACGGGAUUUGAGCAAAAAAUUAUUGCGCGGGGAACGCUUUCCCCGCGCAUACCCAAACUUUGCAGUCUGGCAACUGGGUAUAUAUUUUUCAUCAUGUUCUUUCGGACCCUUUUUCUGAUGUUUUGUGCUCUGAGGAAGUUGGACGAAAACGUUUUUAACCAAUAUGUUGUAAAAUGUUUGGCUUUUUCAAAGCCAUUUUCAAGUUCUGUACCGCCAGAAAAAUUGUUCAUAUAUUUACACUCUCUUUUUAGAAGAACCAGUAACUUGACAAAAUUAGAAUUUAUUUGAUAGAUCAAUAACUAUCAAUUGCUAAUAAAGUGGAAGAGUUUUCUGUUUGUAAAUGAUCAAUUUAUAAAAGCUAAUAAAAUGACUCAAAACGCCCAGGCUUGCAGACGUCAUAUCAACCGACGCGUCAGUGCGAGCGACUGAGCUUUGCGAGACGCAGGCAGCAAAUGAAAGGAAAAUGGCAGCGAUAUUGCGAACACGUGGAACGCAUGCAAACAAUAAACCUUUUGAAAGCAACUGUGAGGAAGGCCAUCUCCAAGUGCGAGGUUUAAAAGAAAUAAUUCACCGUAAUUGAGGUGACUGGGAGCGAGAUUUUCAACCUAACAACAAGACAUGCAAGCUUUGUUGAGACUUGGGAAAAACAGGUUGAUCGUUACACUUAUCUUUGCCAUCUUUAAUUGUGAGAGGAACAUGAACAUUCCCGAUCGAACAUGCACAAUUGAAGCAUACAAUUUAAAAAAAAACAAGUUGUGAUUUAAGAAUUUUGGCGGCCUUUGUUGAGAGUAGACACUGCCUGUGUAGAGUAGAUGGCAAAUUUUUAAGCUAGAAACAUACCCCAAACCAUUUAUGGUCUGGUCAAGGGCCUAAUCAGUCCCGUUGGAACCGGGGGUGUGGGGGCUGGAGCCCCCAAUAAUUGUCAAACUGUAGUGUAGUAUAUUUCCUUUAUAACAGUGUACUAAAUAUAUCGAUAACAUAACGACCCAGCCGUGGGAAAUUGGACCUAUGUAGCUUCUAGACUAAGAUG
Molecule: messenger RNA, 4624 nt
Organism: Rhopilema esculentum
Lineage: Eukaryota; Metazoa; Cnidaria; Scyphozoa; Rhizostomeae; Rhizostomatidae
Biological process (GO): regulation of transcription by RNA polymerase II; developmental process
Molecular function (GO): DNA-binding transcription factor activity, RNA polymerase II-specific; RNA polymerase II transcription regulatory region sequence-specific DNA binding; protein dimerization activity
Source: RefSeq, a predicted model, not a curated record